AUGGUUUCAGUAAACUUUACGCAUGUGAAAUGUAAUUUGUUGCUCUGUGAUGCUCCCAGAGUUUUAUCAAAAUGCAGACUAGCAGAUGGAUUGAAAACUCAAGAUGAACAGGUAUCUGAAAGAAAAGUGUUUAUCAGGUUACAGCUAAGUAUGAUUGAAUACAAAUACUUCCCAUGGGCUGCAGUAUUUUGUGAUAUUUACGUCAACUCCAUGUACACAUCAUAUCAAGAAAGUACUUAA
Trichobilharzia regenti is the source of this 240-nucleotide messenger RNA. The record is from the annotation of a GenBank genome assembly. Lineage: Eukaryota; Metazoa; Platyhelminthes; Trematoda; Strigeidida; Schistosomatidae.